AUGAAGAUUUAUAUCGCUGCCGUCUUUUCCGCUCUCGGCGUUCUCGCCUCGCCGACAUCCGCGUCCCUGCCUGUGCUCCCCGCUACAGACGGCCUCUACAUCGGCACCGUCGACGAGGCCGGCACCUUCUCAUGGCUUUCCUACGGGACCGCCGACGUCGCCGCUCCAGACGUAGCUGCACGCGCACCCGUUCCCACCCCGGCGCCGCUCACGGGCGCCUUCUGCAACGAUUUCCGCGCCGGCACGGUGGCGGACAUCAACGCCGCCGUCGAAGCUCUCGUCGAUGCCUGCCACGACACGUACUUUUCCAAGGCCAUUGCGCUGCAGAGGGGCGGCGUGGUCGUGUACGGCUGUGAUUACAGCACUGUUGGGCAGCGCUGCAAUGGGUUUUCGAUUGCGCCGUUCUUCAAGUCGAUUGGAGAAGUGUGCACUCUGGGAAGGGCAGGCUGGUAUCAAGAGGCGGAGUGGAAGGCCAGCUAUGGCUACACCAGAGCCGGAGUCGGCUUCUGCUAG
Molecule: messenger RNA, 513 nt
Organism: Akanthomyces muscarius
Lineage: Eukaryota; Fungi; Ascomycota; Sordariomycetes; Hypocreales; Cordycipitaceae
Exons: 1
Coding region: 1-513 (170 amino acids)
Source: RefSeq, a predicted model, not a curated record